Molecule: messenger RNA, 1293 nt
Organism: Aspergillus versicolor CBS 583.65
Lineage: Eukaryota; Fungi; Ascomycota; Eurotiomycetes; Eurotiales; Aspergillaceae
Exons: 5
Coding region: 1-1293 (430 amino acids)
Source: RefSeq, a predicted model, not a curated record
AUGGGACCAUCUCGCUUUGGCAUUGGGCUCCUGGCCCUAUCGAGCUUAUCUCGUGCCGUAUUGGCUCGAGAGUGCAUCAUCGAUGAGAUCCUCACCGUUUCCAGCCCCCAAGAUCUGGAUAGUCUUCGCGAUGGCUGCACGACGAUUACCGGCAAUAUCGCCAUCGACAGCGACUACUCCGGCGACUUCUUUCUCGAGGGUGUUAGCGAUUUCGUCGGCAACAUUUCAACUUCCGAAGACGCGCCCCCGGUGAAUCUAGGUGUAUUGGAUCUCCCCGAUCUCGUCAACGCCGCCGCAAUUACCGUGCACCGAGUUGAAACCGUGAAUCUAGGCAACCUCCAGCAUGCUGGUGAGCUCCUCCUAGGGCCGUCGUCUCCUGAUGGAGAGGUCAACCUUGAGGCAUUGAAAGAUGCCGAUAAUGUUGGGUUCAAGGGUGGUUGGAAGAGCAUCGUCCUCUCCUCAUUGGAGACGGUCACCGGAGAACUAGGGUUUUACUUUGUGCGAGGGGAUGAUGUUUUCCCUGAUGAUGACGAGAUUCCCUCGCUGGUGGUUGAUCUUCCAGUUCUGAAGACAACGUCCCAGUUCACGGUCGAGGGAAAGGUGGCAAGCAUCUCGGUGCCUGAGCUCGACAAAGCGGGCGACACUGACACUCCUGAGCGAGAUUCUUCACAGGGCUUGCGACUUAACAUCGAGACACAGAUUGAGGUUGAAUUCCCGAAGCUGCAAACCAUAGGAGCCACGACGCAGGUGUUUGGCAAUCUAUCUCGCAUAAGCCUCCCUGCUCUCGGAGAAACCGCCACAGGCAUGGAGUUCAACACUGAUAUGCCGCUUGAAAUCUACUCGACUAUAGAAACAGCCUUUUACGUGUGGCUGUGGGGGAAAAUCAAGAGUGUUGAAUUUCCCAAAAUGGUUGAUCUAGGCUCUGUCGAUAUCGCGGAUGCCAUACGGCCCUGCAAUGAGACGCUUGUCAAGCUGUGGGAGGCCAUUCCCAGCCACGGUCCACCCGGGCAUGAGAGCAGCUGGUACUGGCGGUGUUUUCGCGAGGACCUUCCGAGAGAUAGCAAUCAAGUCGAUGUUAAUACGACUACUACCGUGGCUCCGAAUGAGCCGACCAGCACUGCUGGCAGUGGCGAGAGCUCAACGGAGCCUGGUCAUCAGGAACCCAGCAGCACUGAUCCAGAGACAAGUGAUGAUUCAGGCGUUCCUGGAAAUGAGGGAGUGUUCCUCUUACCAUCACAGGCAGGUAUACUGGCAGCACUACUGGCGGCUGUGGGUGUAGGUUCCAUGAUGUAG